Molecule: messenger RNA, 9080 nt
Organism: Synchiropus splendidus (mandarinfish)
Lineage: Eukaryota; Metazoa; Chordata; Actinopteri; Syngnathiformes; Callionymidae
Product: transmembrane protein 151B
Exons: 6
Coding region: 4349-6199 (616 amino acids)
Source: RefSeq, a predicted model, not a curated record
CUGGAGCGGGUCCAGGUCUGACCGGGCUGGAACUCCGUUCUCCUCUAGUUGUCACGCAAGGACAGGUUCAUUUUCAUGCCAUAUCCCAAUCCUCAGCGUCAGUGUGACCCGGACAUGUUUGUUUGCAGGAGUAGAGGAUGACGUCACAUUCUGCCAAAAAUAAUCCUCAGCAUGGCCCCGCUGAAUUGGCACCCCACAUGCGACCAUACAUCCGUGAUUAGUGCCUCUCCUUUUGGCGGGUCAGACAGGAUGCUCGGAGGUUUUUCACAAACUGCUGAUCCUCUGGGGUUUAAUCCACAGCCAUCUCAAGGAUUUACAGUUAUGUUCCAGAAGUGAAAACAUCCAGCGAGCGUCCCGGGUGUAAAGGCCAGAUGGGUCUGGGACAGACAAUUCUGAGAUAGCAAUAGCAAGAUCACCAGUUUGCACCGGCUCCUGGUGAGGCGCUGAUACCAGCAGCUCAGCCACAUGGCUCCUUCCUGGUUGAACCAAGAGCUCUGACUGGUGGAGGUAUGAUGGUGUGAGUGCUCUUGGGCACUUUGACCCGUCAGUCAUGGUCUGAAUGCCCAGCUUAUCUCUAAGUGAUGAUGCUGACCCUGUUUGACCACAGUCUAACUCUUCUACUGGCUUCUUCCUCCACAUCCCGUCAGUACCCUGAAGACAUCUCAGUCUGAUGGACUCAGAGUUCACUGGGCCCCACACGCUGUCAGCAGUGCAGCCUUUGGCAUGUGUUCAGCGCUGCUGCUAAUGUGUGAUGCCCCUUUGUCAGUGCGCCACAAGAUAGCAUCCCAUUUGAAUUGUAUUUAUUGUGAAUCGCAGCAGCACGUUGAACUCUUUACCACUCCAGCCUCUUGUCUGGGAUCAGCAUGAUUCAUCUUUUACAAAUAUGCACUGUCCAUUACCAGUGUGUGUCUGUGUGAGUGUGUAACUUGAGCAGGUUUUCGCAGGAAACCAUUGAGAUGCAGGAGAUCAGGCGCCACUCAGGCCCCUCCUUUCCAACGCUCACAACUCAUGCUUCCCAGACUGACAUGUUAGGACAUCGACGUGCAGUUUUGCCUGACACAGAUGUGCCUUAUAUGUGCUCUGUCCUCAUGAUGUUGUUUUGUUUGACGAGCAGCAUGGAUGUGACUUUCUUAUUCUUCUUCAAGAGGCUGGAAAAACAAGGCACUCUGUCUGACUGUCUUGUAAUACUCAUGGUGAACUAUGACUUCAACCACGCAGCAAGUUUCCAAGACUUGCAGUUGCAUCAGCAUAAGCGCAUCAUUUAUUUUAGAGGAGAGAACAUUUGUUCUACACAUUAUAUUUCUAUAGGAGCAAUAUUGUUAUGCGGUACAUUAAAAGCUGGUACAGAUUAUCUGGGCAGAUUCACCCUUAACAUUCCACAGACCUAAGGAUUCUCUCAUAGGGAAAUAGUGUUAUAUAGGAUGACACAGUGGAGUUUCAUCCUUGAAUGGGAAGGAGCAAAAUCGAGAUGGAAACAGCCGAAUAAUUGUUAUGUGUGGACUCCUCUAGUUGCAAAGAUAAACAAGGUCUAUUCUGUUAUUCUUCUGUCAAUUGAGUGAUGCACUACUGUCACCGAAGUAAAAUAGCAGGAAAGUGUAUCAGUGGCUUUGACGUCCCACAUGCACAAUUCUGAAUUUUUUCAGCAGCCAGUUAGGGGCCACUUGUGGCCACAGUCCCAUGGUUAUGAACCAUUGUUCUAGGUCACAUGUAGCCAAUGUAAUAACUGAUAUCUCCCAGUGAAAGCCACUCCCACCUACUCAUAAUGCACACUACAAUAGUUGGCACUAUUUGAAAAGUUAACACACGUAAUGUCAGAGUUGCACUUUUGAUUCUGAUACUUCGACAAAUGUCAGUCACGGCCCCAAAAGUACACACACACGCAGCUUCUCCACCCAGGUCUCUGGUGUAAUGUAAUAUAUUAUAAAUAUUGCUUGUUUCUGUUGUGUGCUCGAUUGGUUGGUGGGAACCAAACCUGCACCUCCCCAGACCCUUUGAGGACCAGUGUGUCCACCCCUGAUUUCCUGAUUUUACUUGACUUAACUUUAUGUUUUUAAUUCUAUGCAGUGAUUUAGCCACUAACUCUCGGCACUAUUUCAAAAAGACUCUUGCUGAACUGUGAAUUUCUUAGAUUCUCUGCAAGGACAAAACCAUUUCAACACAGUCUGUCUCCUGUUUAAGUAUUGAAGGCUAUUUUGAUACAGGGAUCUGUGGUUAGUUUCAAAACACAUACAUGGCUCACCGCUGUUAGUUUCUUCAAGCACUAAUAUUCAUCCAUAUACCCAUCCUUCAUCAAAUUCCAUUUUACCACCACCAUUCUUCACAUAUGCCUGUCUGGAAUGCCAAACUUUGUAGGCCAUGAUAUCAACUUGCUUUGUUGGAGCACUUAUGGCCGGAUAAUGUUACUUAGUGGGCCAGAUGUGGCCCCCAAGCCUGAGUUUUACAGACCUGGACUCUUCUGUAAACGUGGGUGGCACCUUCCCUGAGUGGGUGGGGAGUGAUGUAUUCAGUCAUGGUGGUGGAACUGUCAGGUUGUGACUACAUGUCAGUGAUGUCACACCUGCGUCACAUGAUUCCCAGGUGUAGAACAGCCCCAAUAUAACUUACAGAUAUGAAAACUCCAUGUCAGAUUCGCCUCCCCUGACCAUCCAGCGAGGGUUUGAUCACGGCUCGGCAGGCUUCAGCAGCACAUUUCCAGUCCUCACUUCCUCACUUCCUCUGCCACCCACAUGCCAGGCUGCUAAUUAUAGACGCUCCAGUCACCCCAGCAGCUGAAUCAGUGCAAACACACUGAGAUGCUCUUAGAUACUCGCACACAAGCUUUCUGGCCAAACGUCGCUGGGAAGCUCUGUAUCACCUGUUCUGAUCGGCUGAGAGCAGUAUUUUGUGGACCGGAGUGAGACUCAAACACACAGCCAUGUGCUGCACUCUGUACCUGUCUGCUGGCUUGGUGCUGAAGUCAUGAUGGCCCAGAUCUCCUUGUGGUUUGAGCUCAUGUUAAAGGCUCUGCCUGGUCUCCAGUCAUUUUUUGGCAGACAGGACUGUGCGGGACAAAUGCAGGGAUAAAGAUAGUGAUGGAGAAGGAGAGAAAGAGGAGAGAGGAAGUAUUUUAGCAUUUAGCUCUCUGGAGACAUUCGGUCCUUGCUUCUCCUCACGUUCUCCUUACGUUCAUGAAAACUUCAUGAAUGUUUUCUCUCUCUCUUUCCGUCCUUACAGCGAACCACUUAGAGACGAGAGGGAGGGAGGGAGCUGAAGGAGUGUCAGGAGAGGAGGAAGGGAAGGAAGGAGAGAGGAGGAGGGAGAAGAGGAAGAUGAGAAUGAGGAUCAAAGCCAGACAGGAUGAGCAAAGAAUGUAGAGGGAAAAGAGAGGAUGGAGACGAUGAAAGGUGGAGUGUGGUGAUGCUAGUGACAUGGAGAAGAAGGGUGGACAGCGAAUAGCAGGAUGUAAAUGAAGGAAUGAAAGAAAGGAAGAGGUUAGGAGUGGACAGUGCCAAUUAAGAAUGAAGAAGGAAAGGUGUCGGGAAAGUAUGAGGAAAUGCUUGAGAGAACAGAGGAGGGAGCUGGAAAUGGACAGAUGAGCAAAAUGAUUAGAAAAAAAGGAGUGUGGGGAAUGAAAGAGUUGGAGUGUAUAAGGAAAAAGGGAAGAUACGAAGGAAGCGUAAGGUGGAGACAGGAGAGGACGUCAGAGAAGGAGGACAUUUUACAAAAUGAGGACAAAUGGUAGAGAACGAUAAAGAGGACAGGACUGUCACUUAGCAAGUUAAGAAGAAAAAAGUCUUCUUGUGGUGGUGGAGACGAUGGCCUGGUGCAGUAAAGAUGUCCUUCUCACUGCAUCACUUCGUGCCCUUCACUGUGUGUGUGUGUGUGUGUGCGUGUGUUUAGUCAAUAUCCAAUGAGGAGUCAACGGUGUAGCCAGAGGUGAUGGCAGACAGGUGAGGUAAAGGAGGAGAAGGGGGAGAGGGACAUGGAUGCACAACCACCAUGGCCAGGUCUUUCUCUGGCUGCAGGGUGGACGCACCAUGCUUUUUUCUCACCACUCAUGUCUGGGUGUGUGAUCAGAUGUCCUCAUAGAGAGUGCGCACUUACCGACAGUGUGCGUGUGUGAUGGGCAGCACUUAUUAUGGUGUAAUGCAUUCCUCUGCUUCAGACCACAGCUUACACACUGCUGUGAAACCUGAUGCUGUUACCAAACAGGAAGUCCAUCAUCAGGAAAAACAGGUCUGAAGCCAGCCAGCACUGACCUCCAAGACCCUGAAGUGUGACGAGUCACUGUCGCAUACAAGGGACCUUAUCAGGUCCCAAGAUAGCAGCAGAUGAAGACAGUCACUGAAGGACUGGAAGAAGCCCAGAAAUGAACCCUGCUACACAGCGACCAGUGCAGCAGUCUCUGGCUUCCUCCUUGUGCCGGGAGUCCCACUGGAAGUGCCUCCUACUGACCCUCCUCAUGUACGGCUGCUUUGCCACGCUGGCCUGGUGUGCGCUCUGUCGCGUCCCCGUCCUGGGCUCCGCAUCCCUGCACCUGGGCACUGACGAUGACGCUGCAGCAGCCGCUUACUACCAUGACAUCCUUCACCUGGAGAGCCCCUGCUCCAGCGGCUACGUCUACAUUCCGCUGGCCUUCCUGGCCAUGUUGUACGUCGUCUACUUGGUGGAGUGCUGGCACUGCUUCUCAAAGACCGCCAUGCUGGCGAAUGCUGAGUUCCAGGAAGUGUAUGAGCGCGUGCAGAAGCUCCAGCAGGCCACGCCCUGUAUCUGGUGGAAGGCCAUCAGCUACCACUAUGUGAGGAGGACCAGACAGGUGACCAGGUAUCGCAACGGAGACGCUUACACAACCACACAGGUUUACCACGAACGGGUCAACACUCAUGCCUCCAGCUCAGAGUUUGACUACGCCCGCUACGGAGUCAAAGACGUGUCUAAGGAGCUGCUGGACCUGCAGCUGCAUCCUGCUGUCCGGCUGAGAUUCACCAAAUGUUUCAGCUUCUCCAGUGCUCGAGCAGAAGCAGCCUACCUCACCCAGAGGGCGCGCUUCUUUGGUGAGAACGAAGGUUUGGACGACUACAUGGAGGCCAGAGAGGGAAUGCACCUGAAGAAUGUGGACUUCCGUGAGCACAUCCUGGCGUUCCCAGAUCCAACCCACCAGCCCUGGUUUUCCCGUCACAAAGUGUUCUGGCUGGCGUCGGUCCUGCUGCUGUCCUGGCCGCUCCGUGUGGUGUCCGAGUACCGUACCGCCUACGUGCACUACCACGUGGAGAAGCUGUUCGGCGAAGACGAAGAUUCCAGCAACGGCAACGGCCCAGCAGGAGGCGGGCGAGGGGAGGGUACCGAGGGUGGCACUGAGAACGGCGUCCACUCGGGUGGUGUGGUGAUCGGACUGAACGGCUCCAGUUACCGGGCCAUUUCCCGGGUCAACACGGUGGACAUGACGGAGCUGGAGUGGCACAUUCGCUGCAACCAGCAGAUGGUGCCCAGUUAUUCAGAGGCUCUUCUCAUGGACUUGGACAAUGGUGGGGGGACCAACAACGCGGCUGUCACGCCUGUCUCCGGGCCACCAGGCGGCCUGAACCCAGAGCUGGCCCGACCUCCACUGGCCCUGCCUGUGGUUCUCAACUCUGCCUACCUGCUGCAGAGCUGCCCGCGCUGCAGACGGACCACCUCCAGCUCCAGUCUGCCGUCCAGACUCAGAGCGCCGAUGGGGACCACCGCACUCCUGAACGCCACCGUGGCUGGGAUCAGAGCUGCCGGGCAAGGUGGCGGAACCAUUGGUGGGAGGCUGGUGCUGAGCAGGAGCGGCUUCUCACUAGGGAGACUUGGAGGCGUGAGACAGAACAGUCUGUUUCACUCACGCAGCAUGGGAGGGGGCCUGGCAGGGAGCAGGGAAGAAGGAACAGGAAGUGGAGCAGAGAGAGGAAGUGGUGGAGGAUUUCUGGGAUUAGGAAGUCGACAGGAUAAUGAGGAGACAAGAGGAGUGCUGGAGGGAGAAGGUGAUGAUGAUGAGGAGGAGGAGGAGGAGGAGCAGCUGGAGGAGGUCAGGAGGAGAGAGGCCAGAGACAGAGGGGGAGAGACAGAGCAAGACGGAGAAGCGGCUGGAGAAGCAAGAGAGGGAGAGCGGGAUCGGCCUCCAUCUUACCAGGAUGCUUUCUUCUUCCCGGUGCUCAUCAUCCACGGAGACGAGAGCUGCCAUGCUGGUGACGCCGUGUGACUGAGAGGAUGGAGGACGGCAGAGGGAUUCAAAUGAAACGCCGGCAUGAAUAGGAGUUGUCCAGAGAGAAGCCUGGCCAGGAUCACUCCUGGCCAGCCGAAGGGCGUCAUUCACCAAAACCUGGAAGGCUUGAGAUGCAUCUAUGCAGGACGGGACACGUUGGUCAGCAGAGCAGGCCGCUGACCAGGAGGUCUGACGCUGUCCAAGGGCUCCUGAGCGGAACACUGACAGAGACAGAAAUCUAUAAAGCGUAGCAAGACAUAAAAACUCCAUUAGGUUAACACUGACAGAUCAAGAGGAGCGACCAGCAGGUGGAGCCGCAGGUGAUCAGUGUCAGUGACAUGGUCCAGUCUGACUCAUGUCAGAUGCUGUCUCAAUCCAGUGGUCAUUUCUAUUAAAAUUCGAGGUUUGUUCUAACAACAAGUUCAAGUCAGUGCCGCGUCACAUGUGGCGUUGUGGUUUAAAUCGUGAUAUGACUGUAAAGGCCCACACACUGGUCCAUCCUCUUCCACUGUCGGCAGUUAACAAACCGACACAUGCAUGUGACAUAAUAACAGCUAGUUCCUGAAGCUGCUGAGUAUCUGUAGCAUCAACACGUAUUUUAGAGUCAUGAAGACAAGUUGUUGACUCUGCGGAGGACAAGGCCACUCUGACAAAAGCACAUUUGCCUUGGAUCACGUACCGCAACCCAGAGGUCGCUGUAGCGCCCUCUAGUGGAGGAAUGGAGCAGACACGGUGGAGAAGAAGCACAUGAAAACUGGACAGUGGAAACACGUGAACUAGGAACUGAAACUGGACGCUUGUUUGCACACACACACACACACACACGAAAACCCAGUAUGUAGACAUUAUCAGCUUAAACCACUUUGCAGGCAUGGAUAGAAAAAGAAAACAGAAAUGCACACACUCUCAGUGUGAACACGUCUGCACACAACCUCAUUUAACCUCACACAGCCACGUGAACACACUCACUGCUUCCACUCUGGACUAGUGAGUGAAGACACCGAGGCGAAAUAAACCAUGAAUGUUUCUUGUUAAACACAGAAGACCGACGUAACUCCACGAUUAUGUCUACAGCCAUUGUCGUCCGCCUUCAGGCUACAGUUGUCUUCACCCAGUCAAGCAAGGUGUCUUUCUUUUUCAACAUUUUUACAACAGCUUCCAGAAAUGAUCUUGAUUGUAGAGACAUUUCUACUUUUGCACACUAUUUUUUGUCUGAAGGUUUUGCAAGGAAACCUGAGUUGAUGCUUUAUUUGAAAUCAUUCUGUUUUUAUACAUUUUUAUUUUUCAUUGCUCUGUAAUGUGUUGCUUGAGGUGAAAACACAUCCACGAUGUCUCACUCUCUCUCACACACACACACGCACAUGUGCACGCUCACGUGCUCUCAGCUGAUUUUAACCACCAGUUUGCUUCACUCACUCACUCACUGAAGCAUGAAAGUGUCCUGAAGUUGCCUUCACAGCCACCACUGCUGCUGCUGCUCAACCUUCUCAGGAUUUAUGUUGAUCUCACACGUACAGUAAAGACACGCCUGCAUACGUUCAGUUGUCAUGUGAGCUGCACAAACACCUUCACACCUGCCCAACACACAAGUGUGUAUCCUCAUAUAAACACUAUACAGUCGUGACACACAUAUAGAAACAGUCGCACUCAGUUUUUUAGGAAUAAAAAUAAAGACCGAUCUAUUUUUUCCUGUCUUAUUAAUCCAGCUACUACUGAGGAACCCAGAGAUCCUCAUGCCAUAGUAGAGCUAGAACCACUUCUGCUCAUAUCUGUUUCUUCCAGUGACCAGAACCCACAUAAACAAUCCAGAGUCUCUGUUGUAGCUCGAAUAGGUCCCAGAUAGCACAGGGCUGGUAAAACCACAGCUUUACAGAGGGCUUUCUAGUAUCUGUACAGUGACCAGGCUCAACAUAGAGAUCAGCAGUUCCGACUCUCCCCCACUAGAUGGCAACAUAUCAACCUUUUCUGAGCAGUUUAACGUCUAACCACAGAGGGUUCACUCGAGGUCACUGAUGGACGUGUAAUCCAGCAGUUACAGUGCACUGCGGGUCUAGUGUUAUGAGCUGGUCAUGUCAGGAUCCUGACUUCGUUAUCAUCCACUCUUAUCCUCAACUUCACUUAGAUUAGCCCAGGGGUCCUCACUGGGUGCUGCAGGUUUUUGUUUUGACCAGUCACAGGUGUGUGAAGACUGCAAUGAGUUGACAGUUAAUCUCACCUGGUUGGUUAAUGUGUGAGCCCCAUUGGUCAGAAGAAAAACCCGCCCCUGGAUUUGUUCAUUGUUUGCUAGAUUAAACGACUAACGUCGACUACUAACUGUGCUGUGCCAGGCUCUAAUGCACUGUUGUAGAGUCUAGUGCGUCACCAGGCCCCCUGCCUCCCUCCCCCCAAUCACACACACACUUCUGAAUCCAUCAGUCACUGAGAUGCUCCACUGUAUGUAGACUGGUUCACUGUUACGCGCCCACAACCAACCUGUACUGACUCGUAUAACCUUCACACACACUCACAUGCCCAGCAAUCGCUUCAUCCAAAUCGAAACGAUAAACUAAAGCAACUCUGAGUACUUGACUGUUGUUCCAUCAGGGGGGCAGCAGAGCGAGCGUCAUCACAGUCUAGUAUGAAACCAGGUAGUUCGCCUGAAGGGGGCGCUUCGGCCCUACUGAGGGCGCGUGUACUUCGCAACUGUCACUCUGAAUGUGUUGCUGAGCAAUAAUCUGUGCUUUCUGUCCGACUCCGUCGCAGCUGUUGUGAACGGACAGUGUGAAGUUUCACCUCAUGUCCUCACUGUGUCGGUGGUUCUCCUGUGUGGGUCCAAGUUGUGCUGUAAACUGGCUCACAAGAAUAUAUGAACACAUUAAAUGUUUUUAGGUGGAACAAG